This is a messenger RNA of Zophobas morio, 2215 nucleotides long. RefSeq lists its product as uncharacterized. The coding region runs from base 95 to 2182 and encodes 695 amino acids. NCBI's taxonomy places the organism in Eukaryota, Metazoa, Arthropoda, Insecta, Coleoptera, Tenebrionidae. The transcript is spliced from 7 exons. The record is from RefSeq and is a predicted model, not a curated record.
AUGUCACAAUUAUUUUGAAACAUUUUUUUAGAAUUGUGAAUUGUUUGUAGUAAAGUACAAAUUGUAAAACACUAAUGUUCUGUAUACACAAAAAAUGAGUGGAGAGUGUUAUUCUGCUAAGAAUUUGUCCACAGAACAUACGUCUAAAAAAGAUGUUGUAGAAAACAAAACAGUGGACAAUAUGAAUUUAGAACAUACUCCAUCACAAUGUGAAGAUAAUCAGCAGCUUCUACGGUACGAAACAAUGGUCUCCUCUGCGGAAAACAAGUGCUCUCAACUGAAAGGACAACUUGAAAGGAUGAGAAUAAUGUACAACAAUCAAAGUGAAGCUGCGAGAAAUUCCACAGCUCGAUCUGCUGACGCUAGCCUAAUGAAACCAGUUGGGAUGCUCGACAUGAAAAACUAUAAUUUUAUGAAAUCGACGAAAAAGGUGCGACAAAACUCGCAGGCAAUUAGGACUGAUCACACCGGCGCUGCAUUAGGUACAAUAAACAAUAUUUUCGCAGGAAUUACAAAACCUAUAGGUUUGAAAGAAUUUAGCCAACCAGAAAUUCACAAAAAAUUGGAUGAAAAAAUUUCUGAGCAAUUAGAGAAUGUGGAAGAUCCACUACAUGGAGUUGAAGAAGUCAAAAUUAAUACAAAAUCGAAGCAAUCAAUUCGUGUUAGAUCCAAGGCAAAAUUUUAUCUCAGAAAAAGCAAACCUAAAGUUGUGUCAAUAACUUCAUCAACUAAUUUAAAGAAAACAAAAAGAACACCCAUCAAACUUUCGAUAGAGAAACGACAUACGAUAGGAAGCGAUAUUCAAGUAAAUGCUCCUAAAACAGGCGUUCCAAUAAUGACAACACGUAGCAGAAAAAUGGUUUUAAAUUCAAAACAUCGAGUACUUGAUUGUGACCCAUCACAAGACACAUACAGUUCCAUUCGUAGGUACACGCCACAACAUGCUGACUUAGUUGAAAUAUAUCACAAUACAGCAGUCAAAGAAACCAAAUCUAGUGACAGCGACAUCCCCAAACAGAGAAAUUCAUCAAAAUCCAAAAAAGCCGAAACGGAUGUUAAUUUAAUCCCACCACUCAAAAUUGAGCGAAAUGAAAAUGAUAAUCAAGAAAUCGUUAGCAGUAGUUAUAAAAAUUACACACAACCAACAAUUUCUUCUAGAAUGAAACAAGCAGCAAAGUACUACAUGAAUUCAUUUAAUAUAAAGACGAUACCAUUCUGUCCUGUCACUUCUACAUCGCCCAGUCACAAUAUUGGCAUUAACAUUCAGCAAGUAAUGAGUAUGGUUAAAAGUAAUCAACCAGUUGGAAGAUUAUCUCCUACACUUGCUUACAACAUUGGUUUAGCGGCAGGCAAACGAGAACAAAAUCAGUUUCCUUUCCUAGUUUCCAGUAUAGCAACAAGGUCUCUCUGUUUACAAUGCCCUUUAAACAGAAGUGCCGUUAAUUAUCAACAGUUGCAAGAAAUAGCAAAAACUAUUCCACAAGAAAUUAUAGAAGAACCAGAAGAAAUUGAAGACAUUCCAUCCCCCGACACACAAUCUCUAAUAAUAACAGGACCAUCUGGUGAUGUUAAAGUAAAGAAUCGUAAACAGACUGUCUGGAGCGCUAAUACAGAUGAAAAACGAUGUACUUGUGUAGUUUCUAAAGGUGUGGGAUUCCAGCAAAUCGUCAACAAGUUUAAUAACACUAUUUCUAAAAACUCCAAGCAAUUUUGCACUGUACCACCAGUAACUUCCGUUGAAAUUAAAGAACAAAAAAUAGAUAAUAGAGGUGGUGGUGAAGAAUCAGAGCCUACUCCACUGCAAAAUAAAGAAAAAAAGUUAAAAGAAGUUUUAGGAAAACUCCACGAAGAAUUUGAAAAAAUGACAUCAACAUAUGACGAGUUAGCGAAAAAAACAGAGAGAGGAAAUGCACAUCCAGAAGUCUUAAAACAAUUGGAAACUUUAGAUAAAGAACUGAAUAGUAAGGAAGAAGAAAUUAUUAUGGUUAUGUCUCUGUAUAAAGAAGUACUAGCUUUAAAACAGCAAGUUAAAACCCUGAAAGAACGUACGAGCAGAGAAAAUGUUUCUAUUAAAUCACAGCAAACAAAAUUCAAUGGAUGCAAAAACAUCGCAACCGCACAACUUUUAAACAAACUCCUCCAACGUGUCCAGCAUUUUCAGACCCAUUAUAAAAAAAAAUAAAAUCUAAAGCUCUUUAUUAAAAUGUCAAUAAUA